Messenger RNA from Neopsephotus bourkii (Bourke's parrot), 2821 nucleotides. RefSeq names its product peroxisomal biogenesis factor 7 (gene PEX7). The transcript has 10 exons. The coding region runs from base 73 to 1035 and encodes 320 amino acids. NCBI's taxonomy places the organism in Eukaryota, Metazoa, Chordata, Aves, Psittaciformes, Psittacidae. Gene Ontology annotation, cellular component: peroxisomal matrix; cytosol. Gene Ontology annotation, biological process: protein import into peroxisome matrix. Gene Ontology annotation, molecular function: protein binding. The record is from RefSeq and is a predicted model, not a curated record.
CGCCCGUCGGGCGGGGCGCUUCCGGCGGGGCCGCGAGCGCGGCAGGGCUCAGUGGAGGCCCGGCCGGGAAACAUGGGCACAACGGGAGGAGCUGUUUUGCGGCUGCCGGGGCUGCACGGCUACGCGGUGGAAUUCUCGCCCUACUGGCCAGGACGCGUGGCUUGCGCCGCCGCGCAGUACUACGGCAUCGCAGGCUGUGGGACUCUGGCAGUGCUGGAACAAAAUGAAGCUGGCAUUGCUCUACUCAAAAGUUUUGACUGGAAUGAUGGCCUGUUUGAUGUGACCUGGAGUGAAAAUAAUGAACAUGUGUUGAUCACUUCUAGUGGAGAUGGAUCUCUGCAAAUCUGGGAUACAGCUAAAGCCAAAGGUCCGCUGCAAGUCUAUAAAGAGCACACUCAGGAGGCAUAUAGUGUUGACUGGAGCCAAACUAGAGGAGAACAGCUAGUGGUGUCUGGUUCAUGGGAUCAAACAGCGAAGCUGUGGGAUCCAGCUGUGGGGAAGUCACUGUGCACUUUUAAAGGCCACGAAGGUGUCAUUUACAGCACUAUAUGGUCUCCACACAUCCCAGGUUGUUUUGCAUCUGCGUCAGGGGACCAGACUGUAAGAGUUUGGGAUGUGAAAGCCCCACGAGUAAAACUUGUGAUACCAGCACACCAGGCUGAGAUUUUGAGCUGUGACUGGUGCAAAUAUGAUGAGAACUUGCUAGUAACUGGUGCAGUUGACUGUAGCUUGAAAGGCUGGGAUUUGCGGAAUAUCCGACAACCAGUGUUCAUCUUGCUUGGUCAUACCUAUGCUAUCAGAAGACUAAAAUUUUCACCAUUCCAUGCAACCUUAUUGGCCUCUUGCUCCUAUGAUUUUACUGUGAGAUUCUGGGACUUUUCCAAGCCUAACCCUUUGCUGGAAACAGUUGAGCAUCAUACUGAAUUUACAUGUGGACUGGACUUAAGUCUUCACAACCGUGGUCAGGUUGUAGACUGCGCUUGGGACGAACUAGUCAAGAUCUAUACUCCAUCGUGUCUGGCAGUUUCUGUCUAGAGAAAAAGUGAAGAACACACCAGGAACGUUUAUUUCCUGACCCACAACCAGACUUGUGCUGAAGUGUCAACUGUAUCACUAAUCUUAGUGUCUCUUUUUAAGUAAAACUCUGCUUGAAUGGAGUGUUGUGCACUUAAGCAUGUGGAGAUUUCAGGGCUUGGGUUACUGCACAGGAGCUAGCAAAAACAAAUGGCCAAAGAAUGGUUGUAGCAGACACAAGCUGGUGUCUUUGAAGUAAAAUCACACAAUUUUGUGAUCUGUCUGGCUAAUGAUGGGAGCAGAGGCCUGAAUCUUCUUGAUCCUUAUGCAGAUUAAAACUGGUAGUGUAUUUUGAGAGAAUCGCGCUGUGGAAAAGAAAAAAGUGGCUUUUCAUGGUCAAGUACUGUAAUGUCAACUGAGAUUUGUAUCGCUCAGAUGCAUUUAUAUUUUUAUGUUUUGCUGUGACUCACACUGUAUUAUUUUCUUGUGCAAUAUGAAGAAUACUUUUGAUAAAGAGUAAAUGUCAUAGUUUAUAGCCAGCUGAUUUGUUUGACCUUUGUGAUGGCCGCUUCACAAAGAUAGUAAAGAUUAUUUUCAUACAUUUUUUCCGUUAGAUGUCCUUUAGUAAAACAGUUGAUGGGAAAAGAUACUCUGAUGAUAGAGAAAACACUUAGGAAAAAAAUGAAAUACAUACAAAAUAAUUGGAUCACAAUCCUCAAGAUUUAGAGAUAGGACAACCAUCUCCUCUAUUAGACUUCUGCUUGCAUUUAGAAACUUUUCUCCAAGAGACAGAAGAGGCCAUGUAUUCAAUUUUUCUGAACCUCUGACAGCCUGGCCAAACUGAGAGCUGAUGUCCAGACCAGCUGAACCUACAGAUUAACCGCAUGAUGUAAGCAUAGCAGAUCCAGUAUGGCCAAGCUAUUAUACUUAGAAGAAUAUGCCCAACAUAUUAUAGGUAAAUCGAGUACUUUGCAUGCUUACUUUGACUCCUCAGCCCAUGUGCUGGUAUUUUCAUUUGAGUUUUUCUGAGGUGAUUAGAGACAUUCAGUUUCUGUGCUUCUCCAGUCUCCUUGAAUACUCUUUCACAAUCCAGCUGUGAUACUCCUGCAGUUCUCAGGGGUAUAUGCUAGGCAUCUCUCUUCUUUUCCUUCCUGCUAGUUUUUUGUUUGUUUGUUUGUUUGUUUGUUUUUAACCUGUCCGCUCUUACCUCUUACCAACAGUCUUUACCAUCAAAAGACUCUUUGCAGGUUGGGCCUUUACAGAUCUUUGCUUAGGUUUUCAUAGUCUCCUGUUAAUGAAUGCUGUACACUUCUGGGUUGCAGCACUCAUCUAUCAAGCAAUAGCAGACACUGCCAGAUCUUCUGGAUGCUUUGAAGAAAGGAAAAAUAAUUCAGCAGAACUAAGCCCUGCAAGUAGCAAGGAAAGAAUGAUUGUGCUAUCUUGGUGAAAGAGCCAGGGUACUAGCAGGUAGCCACAGGGAAAUACACAAGUAUUGAUUUGGUAAUAGGACAAGACAGAAAGAAACCCUCUUCUGCAACGUGAGAAUUUGGAUUCUGAUAGGAUCUUCUUAUAUUCUUGGUCAGUGCAAACUGACUGCAGAAUGCCAUCUUCUGAAGCUGAAUUAAAAACAAACAGUAUUUUCUUUUUUGUGACAGUGUGUUGCACCAAAUCCCAAAUGUUCACUGCACUUUAAUUAUGUUUGCUGAGGAAUGAUGCAACAAUAAAGCUCUAUUCUGUACAGUUUUCAGCAAUACAGUGGGCCAUAAAAUCUAAUUUUAGGCAUUAAAAUUGAUUAUUCCAACUUUAA